AUGGGCGUUUCAGUUGGCUUGCUCUCAACCAUGAACCAUAACAUUUCUUACAAUCUGGCAUGGAGAACUUUAGCUGAUCCAGCACGCAUAUCAUCCAAUUCCAUACGAGAGCAGUUAGGACAUAGCCUUUUGUCCUCUAUUAAGUAUGCGUACAAGGUUGAUCAGAGGGACUCAAGCAUAAGACCAACACGUGGGUAUGCUUUCCUGUCGUCUUCUCAAGUUAGAGGUCUUGCUCCAGAAAGCAAAUAUUCACGGUUUGUAAGACAGGAAUUUGAUCUUCGAGUGGCUUUGCCUCUCGGUGUGCUGAAUGGUGCUCUCAAUGCCGGAGUGGCUGAGGGAGUCAUCCAUCCAUUGGAAUGGGGGCCUGCAGGAUCUGUCUCACCACUUGCAGAAAGGUUUUACUUGGGUGGCAACAGGUCCCUUGUUUGCCGCUUGGGCGGGCCAUCAUCGCUGUCAGGCUUCAAAGCAAGAGGUCUGGAGCCGAGAGACUUGCGAUCCUGUGGCCUCACUGAUUCUGAGAAUGGCGCUUCCACUUCUCCUGAGCUAGAUGGACUGGGAGAGGUACUAUGCUAUAAUUGCAUUCUUUUUAGGACAGAGGUAGUACCUCUGAAGCCACUCAGGGAUCUUGGAAUUCAUGGCCAUGCAUUUGCUUCAACUGGAAAUCUUGCUAAACUAACAGAGCGUGAUCUUCGGAAAUUUCCCCUUACUGAUCUCCUACAAACAUUCAGAAGUUUUGUGGGAUUUGGUGUAGUUGUGCCAACCAGACUGUUUCGCAUAGAGAUGAAUUACUGCCACAUCCCAAAACAGUUCGAUCAUGACAAGGGGAAGACAGGCAUCCAGUUUAACUUCUCAUCACCCUAA
This is a messenger RNA of Triticum turgidum subsp. durum (durum wheat), 861 nucleotides long. The record is from the annotation of a GenBank genome assembly. Lineage: Eukaryota; Viridiplantae; Streptophyta; Magnoliopsida; Poales; Poaceae.